AGUGAGGUAACGCAGGCGUGCCGCACCGCCGGGUGACGACUGCUGCUCCUGCCGAGAUCGUGCUGCCGACAAGUUUCGCUUUUCCUUUAACAAACUGCCGUGAAAUCGGAUCAGGAUGUCGACACCUGACGAAGGCACGCCAACCUUUAGACAAUGGAUAGCGCGGCUUCCCCCGUUCACGGCAGACAACAUCUACAAAGUGUACCUGCCAAUCGCUGGAGCAGUCAGCUACUGCACGUUUUCGGUCACCGUUUUCAUACCGGAGCUGUUAUCGAGGCUGUACCCUGACCAGAGUGUGACAGUGGCAAACUGUCUUCUCUUCAAUUCACAUCUUGGCACCGGGCUGUACGUCUACUUUCGUCCGCACAUGACACGAGCUCCACCGUACCACCGCAUCAUGUACAGUGCCUACCAAGCAGUUCUCUUCAACUUUGGCUCAGUGCUUCUUUGGGCUGUCACGAAGUCACUUCUACCCAACUCCAACCUUGUGCGCUCACUUUUUGCGGCUUCCACUUCAGCUUGCUUUCUUGCCAUCGGCAUGGAGUACCUAGAAUUCCUCGACACUCCUGCGGAGGAGGAAUUUUCACCGUCAGCAACCUCGCCACGCUGCUAGGAGGAUGUGUUACCAUCUUCCCAUAGAAACAUGCACCUCUACCAGCUUGAGUUAGGUUUUUGCUGGUGCCUGUCAAUGCUGGCAUGAAUGGGUCUUGGUAUCAGUAAGAUGUUCCGCAGUGAGAUCUGUUUGAGAAGUCAAGAUUGCUUUGUCUCUUGUCUAAAGCUCCCUGUAAACCUUAAUAUAUGUGUCUUGAAACUGCAGGGAUCAUAAGGUCAUUACCAUUUAUGGGCCUCAUCUUGAGUGGAUAUGAAUUACACCUGCGUUUCAUGUUGCACACACUGUCAUAGUGAGUUACUACCUAUUUUCUGAGAGCUGUACAAAUAUAUUUUUUAAUUACUGGUCAUAAUGUGAGAUUCACUUUGUAGUGAUGUAGCUGAUUGAAGACUGUAAUUGAAGGCAAGUUAUUGCCUGAAAAACACACUGCUAUGUGUCAGUGCCUAAGCAUCGGGCCCUUGUCCGUGACUCAGAGUGUAUGCAGGCAGCUAUGCAGAUGUGUGCCGGUUUUGGUAGCGUGUAACUGUGAAUGCAGAAGCUGACUAGAACUGCCAAUUCUUGAAAUUUGUUUCUGCAUUACUAUUAUUGAAGACUAGGUGUAGUCCCUGUUGUAAUGCUUUAUUAAUCUUUUUUGCAUUCUUAAGGAGACUAUGACAACACAAUCUUUGCCAAUAAUUCUCACAGAUCCCACUUCAUGGAGCUUUACUCUCUGCAAAAUAGCUCACUAGCAGACAAAAGAUCCUAAGAAUUUCCGUGCUCUCACUGUGGUAGUAGUGAAUGCAUAAAUCAUUGUUUCGUAUAGUGUGCCUGUUUUUUUUUUAUUUAUAGUGAAUCUUUUGUUUGCUGGCAGUUUUCUAAAAAAAAACUGCUGGUUGUUUCUCUCUUGGCCCUCAGCACAAAGGUCAAGAGGGUGCACUUGUCCCAAGCGUGCUUUUAUCACUACCAGCAUUGAUGGGCACUACUGUCCAUAUAAACGUCAAUCCUGAACACUUGCUUCUGUGACAUUGGCUCAGCUUUUGAAGACCAUAAUUGUAGAGUUGUUAAACCUGUUGCAUGUUGAUUGUAGAUGGUCUAGAGCUUAGGUGAUUUUGUGUAGUUGGGCAGCUUACAAUUUCUGUAAAUAAAGCAGUUUUAGAACGAAACAUGUGCAAACGUUCGCUUGAUCCAAGUACUUUAACUUCCAACGUUAUGUUCUUUCAAAAGGAAAAAAGAAAGGCCACAUUCAGCUGAGCACAGCAAUUAAAGUAAUGGUGAUAGUUGAACCGAAGCAAAAUAGAAUUGUUAUUCUCACCCAGUGCAUGGGCAGCGCAGAUGUGUAGGGUGUCUGUUUUCAAGAAAAAUAUGUUACGUAUACCAAUUGGCCUCCAGACAUCAGUCAGGGUGGUUGCCUUUGUAAUAGCACAGACUUGCAAGUUAGUCAUGAAAAGUAGUUUGUAUUUCAUGAAGUAAUGUAUGUUUGAUAAAAAGCAAUUGUGAGAAGCACAUAUGCCUCAUUAAUUAACAUGUGUUUGUAUGAUAUAAAAUUUGGCUUCUAGAAAGUACAGAAUACUUCGUGGUGGCAUGGAAUAAAGAAGAAUAUUAAAUAUUA
Rhipicephalus microplus (southern cattle tick) is the source of this 2198-nucleotide messenger RNA. RefSeq lists its product as uncharacterized. The record is from RefSeq and is a predicted model, not a curated record. Lineage: Eukaryota; Metazoa; Arthropoda; Arachnida; Ixodida; Ixodidae.